This is a messenger RNA of Antechinus flavipes (yellow-footed antechinus), 969 nucleotides long. RefSeq names its product taste 2 receptor member 38 (gene TAS2R38). Bases 1 to 963 code for a protein of 320 amino acids. The transcript has a single exon. Lineage: Eukaryota; Metazoa; Chordata; Mammalia; Dasyuromorphia; Dasyuridae. Gene Ontology annotation, cellular component: membrane. Gene Ontology annotation, biological process: detection of chemical stimulus involved in sensory perception of bitter taste; sensory perception of taste; G protein-coupled receptor signaling pathway. Gene Ontology annotation, molecular function: bitter taste receptor activity; G protein-coupled receptor activity. The record is from RefSeq and is a predicted model, not a curated record.
AUGGCUCCUCUGGCCCUGCCCAUCACAGUGUCCUAUGAAAUCAAGUGGAUGUAUUUCUUCUUCUCCAUCCUGGAGUUGGCGGCAGGAAUCCUGAGCAAUGGCUUCAUUGUGCUGGUGAAUGUCUGGGACCUGGUGAGGAGAUACCCACUGUCCAAGAGUGACCUUGUGCUGCUAAGUACGGGCACCUCUCGCAUCUUCCUGCAGGCUUUGCUAUUUCUGGAAUCCAUUCACCUCACCCAUUACCAAGUGAUGAAAGACCCACUGAACUCCAAGUACAAAACUGUCAUCUUAUUUUGGAUGCUUGCCAACCAGACCAGCUUCUGGCUUGCCACCUGGCUUAGCAUUCUCUACUGUGCAAAAAUUGCCCGAGUCUCUCAUGCCUUCCUACUAUGGCUUAAAGGCUGGCUCCUCAUGGCUUUCCCACAGCUGCUGCUGGGUUCCCUGAUUGUUCCUUGGAUCAGCGUCAUCCCUUGUAUGUGGAAACAUUUCAGCUUUUUCUACUCCAACUCUGCAGUUUCAUUCUCCAGCAACAUCACAGAAAAAAGCCUAGAGGAAAGAUUCAAUUUUUCCUAUUUUUACCUUCUUUGCAAUUUGGGAAACAUUCUUCCCUUCCUGAUCUUCCUUGCAUCUUCUACUUUGCUUAUCAUCUCCCUGGGAAGACAUUUGAAAACAAUGUCAGCCCAAGCUACUGGCUCUGGAGACCCCAGCCUGGAGGCCCACAUCAUUGCUCUCAGGUCUUUGAUUUCCUUCCUUUUCCUCUAUGUAAUAGGAUUUGUAGCUGCACUAGCAGCAGUUCCUCUCACCUUAGUUUUUUCCAGCAAGAUUGGGGUGAUGAUAUGUGUGGGGAUAAUGGCUGCCACCCCCUCAAUACACUCAGUCAUUUUGAUUCUUGGCAAUAGCAAGUUGAAAAGAGUUCUCAAAAACAUUUUGCGUUGGGUUCAGAGCUUUUUAAAGGAUGUGUAGUCUAGU